Messenger RNA from Melitaea cinxia (Glanville fritillary), 1179 nucleotides. RefSeq names its product aldo-keto reductase AKR2E4-like. The coding region runs from base 33 to 1010 and encodes 325 amino acids. NCBI's taxonomy places the organism in Eukaryota, Metazoa, Arthropoda, Insecta, Lepidoptera, Nymphalidae. Gene Ontology annotation, molecular function: oxidoreductase activity. The record is from RefSeq and is a predicted model, not a curated record. The transcript has 7 exons.
UUGAUAAGUCAGUCGCGGUGCACGGACGCAAGAUGACUUUCAAGUGGUUAUUAUUCGCUUUUAUCAUAAAAUUAACUAAUGGGUUAGUUCAAGUACCAAAGCUGAAACUAAAUGAUGGCCACGAAAUGCCUGCCAUUGCACUUGGUACCUGGCUGGGGUUCAGCUCAAACGGACCAAAGUCCAAUGAAGUGGAACAAGCAGUGCGUUGGGCACUGGACGCUGGAUACACUCACAUCGAUACCGCUUGGAUAUAUAAAAUUGAAGACCAGGUCGGGAGAGGGCUGAAGGGAGUGCCUAGGGAAAACGUGUUUGUGACUUCCAAACUAUGGAAUACCUUCCACGCUAAAGAAGCAGUGGUUCCAGCCCUGCGUGAAUCUCUACGCAGCUUGCAGCUGGACUACGUCGACCUCUAUCUCAUCCAUUGGCCUCUUGGAGAGUUUGCCAAUUCAUCAUAUGAUUCAACUGAUUAUUUGGAGACAUGGCAAGGCAUGAUAGAAGCGAAGAAACUUGGUCUUACCAAGUCGAUUGGUCUUUCAAACUUUAAUCAGAAGAUGAUCGAAAGAAUUAUAGAGAACGGAUUGGAGAAACCUGCUGCUCUGCAAGUCGAGCUGAACCUCAAUCUCCAACAACCAGAGCUCGUGGCCUUUUGCAAGUCCCAGGACAUAGCAGUCAUGGCGUACACGCCAUUCGGUUCGCUCUUCUACUCCAAGGCGGCACCCGACGCUCCACCUCCGAGGGUGGAUGACCCAGCGCUGGUCAAAAUCUCUGAGAAGUACAAUAAGACAGUGCCGCAGAUUGUAUUAAGAUAUUUGGUUGAACUCGGUGUGGUCCCUCUACCAAAAUCGCUAACAAAAAGCCGUAUUGAGGAGAACAUCAACAUUUUCGACUUUCAACUGACCGAGGAUGAGAAGAAACUUUUGAAAACCUUCGACAAGGGCUACCGUGUCAUCCCUCAGUACAAAUGGCAGGACCACCCUUACUACCCCUUCGAAAAGAAAGUGAAUGAAUAAGUUCGUGAUCAUUAAAUCAUUUUGUAGCGACAUCUAUCGCGCAAUAUACUAAUUUUUUCGAUUUUCUCUAGUUUGUAUGCCGCUAGAUAGAUGUCGCUACAAUUUUAUUGAUAAAAGAUGUUCUUUCAUUUAUCCUUACUAAUAUCGUAAAAUAAAAAUAUUAAUUCGU